Salvia hispanica is the source of this 1765-nucleotide messenger RNA. The record is from RefSeq and is a predicted model, not a curated record. NCBI's taxonomy places the organism in Eukaryota, Viridiplantae, Streptophyta, Magnoliopsida, Lamiales, Lamiaceae.
UAGUUCAAUGGUGUAUGGUAUGAUUUUUGGAGCAUGGUUUGGCAUUGACAACCAUGGAAAAGUUCUCUUCUUUGGUUGUGCAUUGAUGCAGGACGAGACCCCCCAGUCACUUGCUUGGUCUUUACAGGCUUUCCUCAGGUUCAUGAAAGGAAGAUAUCCGCAAACAAUUAUAACCGAUAUUGAUCCUGGUCUCAGAGAAGCCAUCAGAAGUGAAAUGCCAAAUACUAAGCAUGUCAUCUCCUUUCAUAAUAUCCUGCCCAGGAUAUCCUGCUGGUUCUCUCCUCCACUUGGCCCAAGGUUCUCUCGCUUUAAGUACGAGUUUGAAGAGUUGUGCCAUCUAGAAACUACUGAUGAAUUUGAAUUUCGGUGGAAUCAGAUGGUUUCAAACUUUGAACUCAAUUCAGAUAAGCACAUAGUUUUACUUUUCUCUCUUCGCAUGUGUUGGUCUUUACCUUACAUUAGGGGUUGCUUUCUUGCUAGAAUGGAUUCUCCAUCAUACUGGAAAUCCUUAGAUGUGAUUUUGAAAGAAGUGAUUAAUACACAGACCUGUUUGCGUGGCCUGUUGGAACAGACAGGAUUAUUUUCAUCAAAUUAUAGAAUGAAGUCGCACGACCAGACACAGUAUAUGCAUCUCAAAACAUGCUUACCCAUAGAAGAAAAUGCACGUAGUGUUCUUACUCCUUUUGCAUUUGACCGUUUACAACAAGAAAUGGUGUUAACCAUGCAGUAUGCUGCAUCUGAAAUGGCUAAUGGUUCAUAUCUUGUACACCAUUUCAAGAAGGUCGACGCUGAGCGUCUUGUGAUAUGGUUACCAGAAGAUGAACAAAUUCACUGCUCCUGCAAGCAAUUUGAGUCCACUGGAAUUUUGUGCAGGCAUGCACUUCGUGUGCUGUUAUUUAAGAACUAUUUUCAGCUUCCAAGCAAAUAUCUUUUGAAUCGAUGGCGCCGAGAAAGCUCAUUAUUCUGUUACAAUGGAGAAAGUAACAUAAAAAUGAAGGAUGAGUGGUAUAAGGAAUUCCAUUCUCUCACUGGGAAUUUGUUCUCUGAAGCAAUGCUGACAAAGGAGAGAUUUGAUGUUGUUCAUAGAGAACUUACUAAAGAGAUUGCAAGGCUUACGAAUCAAGUGAGAGAUAUGCCUGCUGGGGAUGAAGGAAUUACAGAUGUCACUCUGUCACCGACCAAUGCAUUGUAAUUGUCACUGUGCAUCAUAAUCGAGUGUUGAAAGUAGUGACAGUGAGUAUUCUGUGAAAUUGUCUUCCACCUUGAUGACUGUGAUUCUCUGAGAACUGCAAGCACUUACGAAAAUAUUAUCAGAGAGAAAUAUAAUUGGGAGGGAUACUCAGAAAGUUUCCCUGAUCUGUGAUUGUCACUGUGCAUCAUAAUCGAGUGUUGAAAAGAGUGACAACAAAAAUAAUGCCUAUCCAGAUCCGUCAUCUUUGUAGAUAAUGUGAGGUGCAGAUGCACGGUUGUGGUGCUGCACACCGUACGAACUAAUGGGAGACGAACAAUAACUGAAUGAGAGGCCACCCAUAUAAUUUAGGAGUAAGAUUGUUAUGAGAAGUACGGUGCAGUAUUCCGAGGACAGGAGAAGAAACUACUGGCAGGUCGCGGCCAUGGAAAUCCUCUCUGGAGGUGUGUGAUCGCUUGUUUUUUCUUCUAAGAUAACGAUAGCCCUGAUUUCAACACAUGUUUGGGUAUGAAGGAUUCAUUCUAGCCCUGAUUUACAACACAUUAUUUUUUUCUUUUAUACAGUCUUUAAAAUUUA